This is a messenger RNA of Drosophila rhopaloa, 1044 nucleotides long. It is a transcript of the gene Had2, whose product is annotated as lambda-crystallin. Gene Ontology annotation, molecular function: NAD+ binding; oxidoreductase activity, acting on the CH-OH group of donors, NAD or NADP as acceptor. Lineage: Eukaryota; Metazoa; Arthropoda; Insecta; Diptera; Drosophilidae. Gene Ontology annotation, biological process: fatty acid metabolic process. The coding region runs from base 43 to 990 and encodes 315 amino acids. The record is from RefSeq and is a predicted model, not a curated record. The transcript is spliced from 2 exons.
ACUAAGUCGGUCUUCCAGUCCGCUCGCAUUGCACAGUUCGAAAUGAGUAGCCAGAAGAUUGGGAUUGUGGGCAGUGGAUUGAUUGGCAGGGCCUGGGCGAUGCUCUUCGCCGCAGCUGGCUAUAGAGUCCAGUUGUAUGACAUUCUGGAGAGCCAGUUGUCCAUGGCUCUGCAGGAGCUGGACAAGGAUCUGCACAGUCUGGAGGAGAAGGGUUCGUUGAGGGGCGAUUUGCGGGCUUCCGAGCAAUUCGCCCUCAUCGAGGUCACCAAUCGGCUGGAGGAACUGACCAGAGAGGCAGUGCACAUACAGGAGUGUGUUCCCGAGGUUCUUCAGCUGAAGAAGUCUCUGUACUCCCAGUUGGAUGAGCUGCUGGAGGAGCAGACCGUUGUGGCCAGUUCCACGAGCACCUUUAUGCCAUCGCUAUAUAGCGAGGGAUUCAAGAGGAGGCAACAGAUGCUGGUGGCCCAUCCACUGAAUCCCCCGUACUUCAUACCCCUGGUGGAGAUUGUCCCCGCUCCCUGGACUUCCUCUGAAUCCGUUGAGCGAACUCACAACCUGAUGCUCAGCCUGGGCCAACGUCCGGUGACCCUAAAAAAAGAGAUCCAGGGCUUUGCCACCAACCGGAUUCAGUAUGCCAUCCUAAACGAAGUGUGGCGCUUGGUGGGUUCCGGCAUACUCAGCGUGGCGGAUGUGGAUCGAGUGCUGAGUCAGGGAUUGGGAUUGCGCUAUGCCCUCCUCGGAUCCCUGGAGACGGCCCAUCUAAAUGCUCCUGGUGGCGUGGCUGAUUAUUUCCAGCGAUUUGGCGGCGAAAUCUCUGCCGUAAGUGCCACCUAUGGAGAAACCCCAAAUACUCAGGAGGAUCGAGUGACUCUGGAGGAGAUUGCCAGGCAGUGUGAGCAGUUGGUGCCGCUGGAAAAUCUGGAGGAGAGACGCGCCACCCGCGAUGAGUUCCUCACCCAGCUGGCCAAACUAAAAAAGCACUUUGAAUAGGAAAUUAAUUGCUGGGUUUGUGAUGUACCCUGAAUAAACUGCGAAUCAACUAAA